This is a messenger RNA of Effrenium voratum, 810 nucleotides long. Lineage: Eukaryota; Dinophyceae; Suessiales; Symbiodiniaceae. The record is from the annotation of a GenBank genome assembly.
AUGAGCGUUGGUCCGAUCGCCCUGAUGCUGGCUACAUCAUUCAAGACGAAUGUCGAUGUCUAUGAUGUAUCCGUACCGGCAUUCUUCUUCUCGCCGACCAUCAAGAAUUACGAAACAGUCCUUUGUAAUUUUCUCUGGUACGAGCCGGCACAUGUGGACUACUGCGAUCCGACCUUCGGGCGCGCACUCGUCAAUUCGCUCAUCGUCGGACUGAUCUCGACCGGGUUGACCCUGACAAUUGGCUGCAUGGCUGCAUAUGCGCUGGUGCGCUUCCGUUUUAUGGGGCGUGGAACGGUCUCGAUGACCACUUUGCUGAUGCGCAUGGUUCCGCCAGCGGUUCUUCUGGUGCCGGUGUUCGGAAUCUGGACGUUUCAAUACGGGCUUGAUCAGACCUACACCGGGAUCAUUUUGAUCUAUACGGCGAUGAACCUGCCUUUCGUGAUCUGGAUCCUGCAGAGCUUCAUCGUGCAGGUGCCCAUACAGCUGGAAGAAGCAGCGCGCAUGGACGGGGCCAACCUGUUUCAGGUUUUCUUUCUGGUUGUCUUGCCGAUCAUCCAGCCGGGUCUUGCUGCCGCUGCAAUCUUCACAUUCCGCAUUGCCUGGAAUGAGUUCCUGCUGGCCAACGCCUUGUCCGGCCGAUCCACCAGAACGGUGCCGGUCACGAUCGUCAAUUCGAUCACGGAAUACGACAUCAACUGGGGUGUCAUCAUGGCGACGGGGAUGCUGCUCGCCAUUCCGCCGAUCCUGUUCACUUUCGUUGCGUCGAAGCAGAUCAUUACGGGCAUGACCGCCGGAGCCGUGAAGGGAUGA